CAACAAUGAUUAUGUUUCCAAACUGCAAAUUCAAAAACUUGAGGCCCCAAAAUGCAAAUCCAAGACUUUCAUUUUCUCCCCUUCUUUCUUCUUCUUCUUCUAUCAACUGGCUGUUUUGCUAAGCUUCACCACAACUAUUACCAUAAUUCAUGCCCAAAUGUUGAGUCCAUUGUGAGAGCUGCAGUGAAGCAGAAAUUUGAACAGACGUUUGUUACUGCUCCCGCCACUCUUCGCCUCUUUUUUCACGAUUGCUUUGUUCGGGGUUGUGAUGCUUCUGUGCUGCUUCAUUCAAAUAACCACACUUCUGAGAAAGACAAUGCUGAGAAUCUUUCGCUCGCCGGAGACGGGUUCGAUACUGUUAUCAAAGCUAAGGCUGCCGUCGAUAGCGUGCCGGAAUGUAAGAACAAGGUGUCUUGUGCUGACAUAUUGGCUCUUGCUACUAGAGAUGUAGUAGCUUUGACGGGAGGACCGUCGUAUGCAGUGGAGUUGGGAAGGCGAGACGGGCGGAUCUCGACACGAAAGAGCGUUCGACACCAUCUUCCUUUACCUGAUUUUGGAUUGGAUCAGCUGAAUGCCAUGUUUGCAAGACAUGGUCUAUCUCAAACAGACAUGAUUGCUCUCUCAGGUGCACACACAAUUGGGUUCUCACACUGCAAGCACUUCUCCAAAAGGCUAUAUAGCUUCCACAGCAAAAACCGAAUCGACCCGACGUUCAAUCCGAGCUACGUCGACGAGCUCAAGAGGGAAUGCCCGAGGAACGUGGACCAGAGAAUUGCUGUGGACAUGGACUCGAGGUCGUCGUUCACGUUCGACAACGUGUACUUCAAGAACUUGCAGAUGGGAAGAGGGCUGUUCACCUCAGACCAAGUGUUGUUCACGGAUCCAAGAUCAAGGGAAACAGUGAACUUAUUUGCUUCCAACAAUUCAGCCUUUGAAGAGGCUUUUGUGGCUGCAAUGAAAAAGCUUGGGAGAGUGGGAGUCAAAACAAGAAACCAAGGGGAGAUCAGAAUCGACUGUUCUUCGGUGAACUAAAUUAACAAUCAUGUCUGUUUGUUUUAACAAUUUACUAAUAAAUUUUAAGAAAAAAAAGAGAAUUUGUUUGAAUGA
Messenger RNA from Cucurbita maxima (winter squash), 1107 nucleotides. RefSeq names its product peroxidase 45-like. The record is from RefSeq and is a predicted model, not a curated record. Gene Ontology annotation, biological process: response to oxidative stress; hydrogen peroxide catabolic process. Bases 52 to 1032 code for a protein of 326 amino acids. NCBI's taxonomy places the organism in Eukaryota, Viridiplantae, Streptophyta, Magnoliopsida, Cucurbitales, Cucurbitaceae. Gene Ontology annotation, molecular function: heme binding; peroxidase activity. The transcript has 4 exons.